GGCGGCGCGCGGCGCAGGAAGGGGGGCGCGGCAGGGGGCGGGGGCGCGGCGCGGGCGGCCCCUCCCCCUGCCCAGCUCCGGGCGGGCACCGAGAGCGGCCGGAGUUUACGCGCCCGGGAGGGAGAUGCGGCCGCCGCUCGGGCUCCUUGCAGAUUUCUAACCAGCAUGAUGCUGGAGCAAGAGGCUGGCAGCCAGCAGUUUUCAAAAUGGCCGAGUUGGACGCUGAUUUGGGUCACAUCAUCCCCUCUUCUGUGCUUGCCCCUUUCUGGGCUAAGUUAGUAGUGGGAUUUGUUUCCCUUGUAUGUUUCGCACGCAGCUACGAUGGAGAUUUUGUCUUUGAUGACUCUGAAGCUAUCAUUAACAAUAAGGACCUCCGAGCGGAAACGCCCCUUGGGGACCUGUGGCAUCAUGACUUCUGGGGCAGUAGGCUGAGCAGCAACACCAGCCACAAGUCCUACCGCCCUCUGACCGUCCUGACUUUCAGGAUUAACUACUAUUUGUCCGGAGGCUUCUACCCCAUGAGUUUCCACGUGGUCAACAUCCUCCUGCACGGCGGCAUCUCUGUCCUCAUGGUGGACGUCUUCUCCGUGCUGUUUGGCGGCCUGCAGUACAGCAGUAGAGGCCGGCGGUUGAACCUGGCCCCCAGAUCCUCCCUGUUGGCCGCUCUGCUGUUCGCCGCACAUCCGGUACACACUGAGUGUGUUGCUGGUGUUGUCGGCCGUGCAGACCUCCUGGGUGCCCUGUUCUUUCUGUUAUCUUUCCUUGGCUACUGUAAAGCAUUUAGAGAAACAGGUAACAAGGAGGGAACACAUUCUACGUUCUGGGUGUUGCUGAGUAUCCUCCUGGGAGCGGUGGCCAUGCUGUGUAAAGAGCAAGGGAUCACUGUGCUGGGUUUGAAUGCAGUCUUUGACAUCUUGGUGAUAGGCAAAUUAAAUGUUCUGGAAAUGGUCCAGAAGGUACUACAUAAAGACAAAUCAUUAGAGAACCUUGGCACGCUCAGGAAUGGGGGCCUCCUCUUCAGGAUGACCCUUCUGGCCUCGGGGGGAGCAGGGGUGCUCUACAUGCGCUGGAAAAUCAUGGGCACCGGCCCCCCAGCAUUCACCGAGGUGGACAAUCCUGCCUCCUUCGCCGACAGUAUGCUGGUCAGGGCCAUAAACUAUAAUUACUACUAUUCAUUGAAUGCCUGGCUGCUGCUGUGCCCCUGGUGGCUGUGUUUUGAUUGGUCAAUGGGCUGCAUCCCCCUCAUUAAGUCAGCCGGUGACUGGAGAGUAAUUGCACUGGCAGCACUGUGGUUCUGUCUAAUUGGCCUAAUAUGCCAAGCCCUGUGCUCUGAAGACAGCCACAAAAGAAGGAUCCUUACCCUGGGCCUAGGAUUUCUUAUUAUCCCAUUUCUCCCUGCAAGUAACUUGUUCUUCCGAGUGGGCUUUGUGGUUGCAGAAAGAGUCCUGUACCUCCCCAGUGCUGGGUACUGCAUGCUGCUGACUUUCGGAUUCGGAGCGCUCAGUAAACACACUAAGAAAAAGAAAUUGAUUGCUACUGUCGUACUGGGAAUUCUAUUCAUAAACAUGCUGAGGUGCAUGAUUCGCAGUGGCGAGUGGCGAAACGAAGAACAGCUUUUUAGAAGCGCCCUGUCUGUGUGUCCUCUCAACGCCAAGGUUCACUACAAUGUUGGCAAAAACCUGGCCGAUAAAGGCAAUCAGACAGCUGCCAUCAGAUAUUACCGGGAAGCUGUGAGAUUAAAUCCCAAGUACGUUCAUGCCAUGAACAAUCUUGGAAAUAUCUUAAAAGAAAGGAAUGAGCUACAGGAAGCGGAAGAGCUGCUGUCUUUGGCUGUACAAAUACAGCCAGACUUUGCUGCCGCGUGGAUGAAUUUGGGCAUAGUGCAGAACAGUCUGAAACGGUUCGAAGCCGCCGAGCAAAGCUACCGGACGGCGAUCAAACACAGACGGAAGUACCCAGAUUGCUACUACAACCUCGGACGUUUGUACGCAGAUCUGAAUCGUCAUGUCGAUGCGUUGAAUGCGUGGAGAAACGCCACUGUGCUGAAACCAGAGCACAGUUUGGCCUGGAACAACAUGAUCAUACUCCUUGACAAUACAGGUAAUUUAGCCCAAGCUGAAGCAGUUGGAAGAGAGGCGCUGGAAUUAAUACCUAAUGAUCACUCUCUGAUGUUCUCGUUGGCAAAUGUGCUGGGGAAGUCCCAGAAAUACAAGGAAUCUGAAGCUUUAUUCCUCAAAGCAAUUAAAGCUCAUCCAAAUGCUGCAAGUUACCAUGGCAAUUUGGCUGUGCUUUAUCAUCGUUGGGGACAUCUAGACUUGGCCAAAAAACACUAUGAAAUCUCUCUGCAGCUUGACCCCACUGCAUCAGGAACUAAGGAGAAUUAUAGUCUAUUAAGAAGAAAGCUAGAACAAAAGCAAAAGAAAGACGUCUGAUCCCUUUUCCUUCAUUUUUUGUUUGUGUGCAUGAGGCGUAUCAUUAAUAUGAUAUGGUUGUGUUUGACCAUUUAAAAGUCCUACAUGUUGUUUA
Messenger RNA from Prionailurus viverrinus (fishing cat), 2526 nucleotides. It is a transcript of the gene TMTC4, whose product is annotated as transmembrane O-mannosyltransferase targeting cadherins 4. Gene Ontology annotation, biological process: endoplasmic reticulum unfolded protein response; protein O-linked glycosylation via mannose. The transcript has 18 exons. NCBI's taxonomy places the organism in Eukaryota, Metazoa, Chordata, Mammalia, Carnivora, Felidae. The coding region runs from base 207 to 2432 and encodes 741 amino acids. Gene Ontology annotation, molecular function: protein binding; mannosyltransferase activity. The record is from RefSeq and is a predicted model, not a curated record. Gene Ontology annotation, cellular component: endoplasmic reticulum.